AUGGCAAGACUCAAGGCGGAGAUCACAGCUUUUGAACAAAAAUACAGCGAAUCUUUGUACGAGGCUUGGGAACGAUUUAAAGGAUUACUUAGGAAGUGUCCUCAACAUGGAAUUGAAGCAUGGGAGAAAGCAAGAAUCUUUUUCCAAGGGAUGACAUCCAGCACAAGAACACUGGUGAAUGCUGCUGCAGGAGGCUCCCUGAAAAUAAAAACUCCUGAGGAAGCACUUGAACUGUUGGAAUCAUUAGCAUCUCAAGAAUUUGACAAUGCUCCAGUCCCAGUUGCACCAAGAAGAUCAGGAAUCAUGAAGCUUGAAGGCUAUGAUGCACUCUUAGCCCAGAAUGAACAAAUGCUACAAAUGCACAAGAAACAACAGGAACAAUCAGAUGCUCUUAAUAAGAAAUUUAAUAUUUCUCAAGAGGCUCAUGCAACUGAGGAUUGUGAAUACAUAAGAGCAGCGAAAAAGCCACUAGCAGAGGUCAAUGGACUCUGGUAUGAUCAGAAGAAUCAGAAUCAACAUCCAGGGUUGAGUUACAAGUCAAACUACCAGUUGAAUCCUCAUAUGCCAUUGCAACAACAACAGCAACCUCCACAAUCAGAGUGGGAAAAAGCAUUUGCAGAGCUGUCCAAGACCACCUCGGACUACAUUCAGAAUUCAAAUUCCUUCAGAGAGGAGACAAGAGCCUCAUUCCGGAAUCAAGAAGCUUCGAUCCGGAACUUGGAGACUCAAAUUGGUCAGCUGUCAAGACAGUUCACUGAAAGGACUCAGGGUGCUUUGCCAAGCAACACAGUUGUCAAUCCAAGGGAGCAUUGCAAUGCUAUCACCACUAGGAGUGGGACAAUAAUUCAGCUAUAG
Molecule: messenger RNA, 855 nt
Organism: Gastrolobium bilobum
Lineage: Eukaryota; Viridiplantae; Streptophyta; Magnoliopsida; Fabales; Fabaceae
Exons: 2
Coding region: 1-855 (284 amino acids)
Source: RefSeq, a predicted model, not a curated record